ACUCUACGAGCAAACAAGAAGACAGGCCCAAGAUGGAGGCGGCGGCGGCUGUUGCUGCCUGACAGGAGCCCCAUGGCACCUGCCCAGCCCCACCUCAGCCCGUCUUGACAAAGUCCUAGGCUCCAUGGAGCCACCACGGGCACCCCCUGCCAAUGGGGCUGAGCCGUCCCGGGCAGUGGGCACUGUAAAAGUGUACCUGCCCAACAAGCAACGCACGGUGGUGACUGUCCGGGAUGGCAUGAGUGUCUAUGACUCUUUAGACAAGGCCCUCAAGGUACGGGGUCUCAAUCAGGAUUGCUGUGUGGUCUACCGGCUCAUCAAAGGACGAAAGACGGUCACUGCCUGGGACACAGCCAUUGCUCCCCUGGAUGGCGAGGAGCUCAUUGUGGAGGUCCUUGAAGAUGUCCCACUGACCAUGCACAAUUUUCAGGUACGGAAGACGUUCUUCAGCCUGGCAUUCUGUGACUUCUGCCUUAAGUUUCUGUUCCAUGGCUUCCGCUGCCAAACCUGUGGCUACAAGUUCCACCAGCAUUGUUCCUCCAAGGUCCCCACAGUCUGUGUUGAUAUGAGUACCAACCGCCGACAGUUCUACCACAGUGUCCAGGAUUUGUCCGGAGGCUCCAGACAGCACGAGGCUCCCUCAAACCGCCCCCUGAAUGAGCCGCUAACCCCUCAGGGUCCCAGCCUUUCCCCUGGCAGCUCCUGCACCCAGCACCGCGACCCCGAGCACUUCCCCUUCCCUGCCCCAGCCAACGCCCCCCUCCAGCGCAUCCGCUCCACAUCCACCCCCAAUGUCCAUAUGGUCAGCACCACGGCCCCCAUGGACUCCAGCCUCAUCCAGCUCACUACCCAGAGUUUCAGCACUGAUGGUGAGCCCCCACUGCCUGCACCCUCAGCACACCCCUCCACUCCACUUGUCUCCACUCACUUCUCCACAAUCACAGCUGCUGGUAAUAGAGGUGGUGGAGAUGGAGCCCCCCGGGGGAGCCCCAGCCCAGCCACCGUGUCCUCGGGGAGGAAGUCCCCACAUUCCAAGUCCCCAUCAGAACAGCGGGAGCGGAAGCCUUUGGCCGAUGACAAGAAGAAAGUGAAGAAUCUAGGGUACCGGGAUUCGGGCUAUUACUGGGAGGUGCCACCCAGUGAGGUGCAGCUGCUGAAGAGGAUCGGGACGGGCUCAUUUGGCACUGUGUUUCGCGGGCGGUGGCAUGGAGAUGUGGCUGUGAAGGUGCUCAAGGUGGCCCAACCCACAGCUGAGCAGGCCCAGGCCUUCAAGAAUGAGAUGCAGGUGCUCAGGAAGACACGUCAUGUCAACAUCUUGCUGUUCAUGGGCUUCAUGACCCGGCCGGGGUUCGCCAUCAUCACACAGUGGUGUGAGGGCUCCAGCCUCUACCACCACCUCCAUGUGGCUGACACACGUUUUGACAUGGUCCAGCUCAUUGAUGUGGCCCGGCAGACUGCCCAGGGCAUGGACUACCUCCAUGCCAAGAACAUCAUCCACCGAGAUCUCAAGUCUAACAACAUCUUUUUACAUGAGGGACUUACGGUGAAGAUCGGUGACUUUGGCCUGGCCACAGUGAAGACGCGGUGGAGUGGAGCUCAGCCUUUGGAACAGCCCUCGGGCUCUGUGCUAUGGAUGGCGGCUGAGGUGAUUCGUAUGCAGGACCCGAACCCCUACAGCUUCCAGUCGGAUGUCUACGCCUAUGGGGUUGUGCUCUAUGAGCUCAUGACCGGCUCCCUGCCUUACAGCCACAUUGGCAGCCGUGACCAGAUUAUCUUUAUGGUGGGCCGUGGCUAUCUGUCUCCUGACCUCAGCAAAAUCUCUAGUAACUGCCCCAAAGCCAUGCGACGCCUGCUGUCCGACUGCCUGAAGUUCCAGCGGGAGGAGCGGCCUCUCUUCCCCCAGGUGGGCCGGGUAGGAGGGCUGGAAACCUUGGGGAGGAGACCGAUGAGGAGGAAGACUCGGGUGAAUGUGAACCAUGUUUGUUCAAGGCUCAGAGGUGUGCAAUAUCCUGGCCACGAUUGAGCUGCUGCAGCGGUCACUCCCCAAGAUUGAGCGGAGUGCCUCAGAACCUUCUUUGCACCGUACCCAGGCUGAUGAGUUGCCCGCCUGCCUACUCAGCGCAGCCCGCCUUGUGCCUUAGGUCUUGCCCCCAGCCACCAGGGAGCCUAUCUCAGCCUGCCACGCCAAGGAGCCCUGCCCACCAACCAAUCAAUGUUCUAUCUGCCCUGAUACUGCCUCAGGAUCCCCAUGUGCUUUUCCAGUUCCUCUGGAAUUGGGGGACCCCCAAAAGGCUGAGACCCCUGCCUCCAUAGUUUGGUUUCCUCUUGGCUUUGAGGAUACUUUUAAAUUUGGGAGCUCCAAUGGCUGGGAUUUGCGGCAGGGAUUCCAUUUAGAACCUCUUUGGAAUUUGUGCCUCAUGUGCCUUCCACUGGAUUUUGGGGUCCCCAGCACCCCAUGUGGAUUUUGGGGACCCCUCUGUCUCCCCCACCAUUCAAGGACUCCCCUCUUUCUUCACCAAGAAGCACAGAAUUCUGCUGG
Molecule: messenger RNA, 2539 nt
Organism: Pteropus alecto (black flying fox)
Lineage: Eukaryota; Metazoa; Chordata; Mammalia; Chiroptera; Pteropodidae
Gene: ARAF
Product: A-Raf proto-oncogene, serine/threonine kinase
Exons: 15
Coding region: 125-2023 (632 amino acids)
Biological process (GO): protein phosphorylation; signal transduction
Cellular component (GO): cytosol; mitochondrion
Molecular function (GO): ATP binding; protein kinase activity
Source: RefSeq, a predicted model, not a curated record